AUGGUCUUCUCCUCUAACCCAUUAUUGCUCAGCGUUCCUGACCCCACCUUCGAAUCCUGGCUGCGCGACUCCGGCUAUCUCGACAUUAUCGACGACCACCAGACGACCGCGGCUGCCGCCACCACUAGCACCUCCGUGACAACUGACUCAACAAUAACCAUCCCAAUCACAGGCUUCCUUUUUGGAUUUUGGUCUCUUUAUUUUCUCAUUUAUGGACUCUGCUCUCUCUCUUCACGCUUAACCCAUUCUCCAAGCUCACCACCACUGAUUUCUCCGGCGAAACUCCGUAGUGGACUAAAGGGUUUUUCGGGGAUUUGGGGUCCUAUUCGUUUCCAGCUUCCGUUUCUCAGGCGAGGCUCAGGGUUCAUGAGAAUGUUAAGCGUUAUGCCCGGAAUUAUGCCUCACUUGUUAUCCUUUUCUUUACUUGUUCUCUGUAAAUUGUUUUUCUGUUUGUUUCCUGAGAAAGUUGUGGGAAAAGAAAGAACCUUAGAUAGGUUUUUCAGUGAUAAGUGGGGUUUGGAUAGAUUUCCUGUCACUCAACUGGUCUUGAUUCGCAUAGCACAAUGUGCUACUGCAAUUAUUUUGAUAUGGUUGAAUGUUCAAAUGGCUCUAUGCUGUGCCCUUGGUGUCAGUUAUAUCAGUAUGCAUAUUCUUUUCUACUUUUUAUUGAUGUUUGUCUAAUUUGUACGAGCUUAUAAUUGUAUGUGCCCUGCAGUUAUGAUUUUGCAUACUGCAUUUUGAAAGCUGACUCCAGUAAAGCAACCUUCUCGAGGCAGAUGGAAAUAGGAAAUUGCAUCAAACUGAACAAAAAAAGAUGGCCAACCCACAAUUUGAGAUUUUAUUUUGCGGCUAUAGAUCAACAACUUUUCUUCAAUGAGGUAGGCAAACAACCUCUAUAAAGCAUAACUGCGUACCUGCUGGAUGAUGCUUGAACGAGUGGUAUUACUCAGCACAUGUAAAAUGGAAGAAGAAAAUGCAUUAUUACACAAUGAAUAUGUGAUAAUCGCUAUUGUUUUGGUUUCUAUCAAUCAUUUGCUGAUGACUCCUCUAUAAGGAAGUUUUGCUGGUUUAACUUUGUAUAGCACCUCUUCCUCCCCAGAAGUUGGCUAAUUCAUUCAGAGUUUGCAAUUAAACAGUGCUCGGCACUCAAAGUCCAAAAUUUUGCUACAUGAGAACUCGAAUCAAAUUUCAAGAGGUGAAUAUGAUUCAGUUCAUAGAUUUUGUUUUUCCUGUAAUCUUAGGUUGUAAGCAAGCCUAUCAGUCACAAAUUUGUAACUAAACCAUCAAGGAUGGUUGCCAUCUAGAGAUUCAAAUUAGAAAAUUUCGUGGAAUGGUUUGUUGAUGUUGUUUCAUGGCUGAGUUCUCCAAUACUCUUUCAGUUACAGCUGUUCAUUUUGAAUCCACCAUUUAGUGUAAUAUGCAGAGGUGUAGAGUCUAGACAGCCUUCCAUGUUGCCUGAAAUCCCAUUAGCCACUGGGUUUGAAUGCACUGGAGACUUUAUUGAUGGCUUGCUUGCCUUAAAGAACUUGGCAUAGAUCAAAGCAUAUCUUUUACUUAAAAGGUUUCAAGAAUCUACAUGGCCAAAGUGGAAGUGUUUGUGCCAGUGGCAGCUGUAGGUUGCCUUCAUAUGAAACUUGGAAGGAUCCAUUGUAAAAACUUCUGGCCACAGAAUUGGUUCAAUUGAA
Messenger RNA from Durio zibethinus, 1685 nucleotides. NCBI's taxonomy places the organism in Eukaryota, Viridiplantae, Streptophyta, Magnoliopsida, Malvales, Malvaceae. The record is from RefSeq and is a predicted model, not a curated record.